GCGGAACUUCAAUUUAAUUCAGUUCUUAUUAUUUUUUUAAUUAAGAUCACUGAAUUUUAAGUCCUGAAAGAUGUCGAAAGUGAUUUUAUUCACACUUUUAGUUGGAUUUGCUGCCGCUAUUCCAUCGCGCCCAGUUCUAAAACCAAUUUUCCCUGAAAAUGCUCCUCGUUCAACCAAAACAUCCCGCAUUAUCGAUGGAUGGCCUGCCAGCGCCGGCCAAUUCCCGCAUCAAGUACGAUUGCUCAGUCGCAUUUCCAGCUCCAAAACUUCCCUUUGUGGCGCUUCCAUCAUUUCGGAAACUUUUGUAUUGACAGCUGCUCAUUGCGUUCGUGGCUUUGACACUUUUGACCUCGGCUUCGGAUCCAUUAAUGUAAAUGCGCCAAUUUUUUCGAUAACGUCCCAGAAAAAAAUUGAACAUUCCGGCUACAAUCCCACGAACUUAAAUAACGACAUUGCCUUAGUUGAGCUUCCUGCGGCACUGCAAUGGAGCAAACUUGUGUCGCCCGUUCAACUGCCAAGUUACACCCAAGCAUCUCAGUCCUUUUUGAACCGACAAGCGACAGUUUCGGGCUUUGGAUUGACCAGCGAUUCAAGUGGCGCUUCCGAUAGAUUAAUGUACGUGAAUGUUCGUGUAAUUGGAAAUUCCGAAUGUUCUGCGUAUUACGGCACAGAGAUCGUUAAAGGAUUUACUUUGUGCUCUCGUGGAUGGGACCAUAAUCGCCAGCAAACGUGCCAAGGUGAUUCAGGUGGUCCUCUUGUGACGUUCGACGAGACAAUUGGCGACAACAUCAUCAUUGGUGUUGUGUCGUUUGUCUCGAGUAACGGAUGUGAAGCCGGAGAUCCAGCUGGCUACGUGAGAGUCUCGAGUUAUUUGGAUUGGAUCCAUAAAAAUACUGGCAUCCAAAUCAGACCAUAAAAAAAUCCGGAAAUAAAUUAAAUCGAUCACUUUUUGAUAAUUGUAAAACAA
This is a messenger RNA of Culicoides brevitarsis, 967 nucleotides long. Its product is annotated as serine protease 3-like. The record is from RefSeq and is a predicted model, not a curated record. Gene Ontology annotation, biological process: proteolysis. Lineage: Eukaryota; Metazoa; Arthropoda; Insecta; Diptera; Ceratopogonidae. Gene Ontology annotation, molecular function: serine-type endopeptidase activity. The transcript has 2 exons. The coding region runs from base 71 to 916 and encodes 281 amino acids.